This is a messenger RNA of Orbicella faveolata, 4066 nucleotides long. RefSeq lists its product as uncharacterized. NCBI's taxonomy places the organism in Eukaryota, Metazoa, Cnidaria, Anthozoa, Scleractinia, Merulinidae. Gene Ontology annotation, biological process: adenylate cyclase-activating G protein-coupled receptor signaling pathway; hormone-mediated signaling pathway; activation of adenylate cyclase activity. Gene Ontology annotation, molecular function: protein binding; G protein-coupled peptide receptor activity. The record is from RefSeq and is a predicted model, not a curated record. Gene Ontology annotation, cellular component: plasma membrane.
AUAAGGUCCGACUGUUGAACACUGGUGGGCAUUAUGGAAAACGAGAAACGCUUCCUGUGACUCGUAUUGACACUUGCCAAAACCGCGAAAAAUGUUAAUAACUCCUCUAUGUCUUUUAAAUACACUACGAGGGAAAGGAGGGAAAAUGGAAAAACGCCUGUAUACGUGGCUAUUACGCCGACGACUCGUUUCUUUGAAAUACAGCUCCUAGUGUGCGCUGGGGUGUUUUCUAAUAGAUCUGUCAAAUAAGAAAUGUGUGCACAUAAUACAUUUGUAUUGAACCACACAAAACCUGCAUUGAAUGUAACGCGUCUCUAUACAAUCAUUACGAUCAGUUCAGUAAAAUGUACGAAUAUAAAGCUAAAAAUGUUUCAGACAGCGAUGACUCAGCGAUGACUCAGCGAUAAUAAUAAGAUUCAAUCCUUUUAACUCUUGCUAAAUUCUGUGCUGUUGAUAAAUUUCAGUUGCCUGUAAAAUUAGUUAGACAUGGCGGUCAAUCAUGCAAAAUUCUUAUAAGCUUCAACUUUGAUUUCACCCACAAUCAAAACAACUCACUUCGAAGAAUUUAUCUCUGGCGCUCGCAGGAAAGUCGAUUACCCAGCUAUAGUGGGCAGCGCUAUGCGUGACACGAGCCUAUUUCUACCAGCCAUCAAAGGAAUGAUAAAUACAGUAAUGACGAUAUUCACCCAAUAGCAAAAGGACAGGAUGUAAAUAAAACGUUUGAUGAAUUGUCUUGACCGGAAUGAGCUAUCAUCGUAGAAGAUUGAUAAAGCUGACGGGAGCACUCCGUCAUCAAAUCGUACAACUUGAGCGUCGAGAACAAGGAAUCGACAAUCCGGAAAACUCAACUGAAGGAGAUGAAUUCGGUGUGAUACCGUAACUUGAAGCAGAAAAGCAACAUUUUCAUUGGUGAUCCAAAAUAGGAUAUCGAAAAAGAUAUUCUAAAAGAUAUGACUUAAAGAAUUCGAGCAUAAUGAAGACGUUUUUACUCUCCGUGGCUAUUUUUUCAUUUUGCACGUGUCAGUCAGGAGGUCAGCAUUUAGAAUUCCUGAACCUGUCUAGCUGGACACGUUGCUCUUCACUGUGUUGGUGUGCGGACGAUAACCACGGUCGUGUCUACGGACGGUGCUCAGUGGAUAAGCAGAAUGAAUCCGUGGAUUUCAACUUGUCAAGGCAACUUUAUUCCUUGUCACUUGCUAAUAAUGGAAUCAGUGUUAUCCCCGCGGGAAUCUUCAGAAAACUGGACAACCUUGAGUUUCUGUCCCUAGCCAACAACAGCAUCGAAAUCAUCCAGGAAAACUCAUUUCAAGGCUUGAACAAUCUUCACACUUUAGAUCUUCAAAAUAAUAAUGUCAAAGAAUGGAAGGGAGAUCCGUCGAGAGAUUUGCCACUGUUAGAAAAUCUUAAAAUGAACGGAAAUGAUGAUUGGAUACCAAGUCAGUGGCUUUUAAAGUUGCCCAUGCUCAAGAAGAUCCUAGGGAUCACGUGGAGCAAACACUGCUCCACAUGUGAUCUAAUUAAGAUCUUGAAAAAUGAAACGCAUUUAGAUGAUGACGAAAUGGGCGAUGAGGAGGACAGUGGGGACGGGUUUAGCGGUGAAGAUGACGAAGAGAUGACGUGUUACGUAACUUUAAAAGAUUUUUAUUAUCACAAAGAAGUAGAAUAUGGCGUUUCGGCACAGUUCGUGAAACAAGGGUUCUCACCACAAUGUUUCUGUGACUACAACUCGGAAUGCUACAACUAUGACGUCAUAGUACCGUACCUGAGACAGCUAUACAGCAUGCCUCGGAAGCUGUUUCUUUCCCAGUAUGCAUUGGGGGGAUUGAUCAUCGUCCUUAAUCUUAUCGUCCUGGUUGUGAUUAUCUCUUCAAAAUUGCUCAGGAACAACAGUUCGUUUAUCUUAGUUGGCAGUGUGGCGUUAAGCGACCUUCUCAUUGGCGUACAUGGCGUGGCGAUUGCCAAAAACAACUUAUUCAGUGACUCAUACAACGUUAAGCCACGCGCUAUUAUGGACAACGAUAGCGAUACCUCGAUUUGCACGUACAUGGGAAUGAUAUUCACUGUAGGUCAAGUCACCGCCGUUAUUAACUCAUUGAUGUUGACUUUAGAAAGAUACCUAGUCAUCGUUUACUUCCAGAGAUGCAGAGGUAAGAUCGAGAAGAGAACGUUGAUCGCUCUCUUGUCCUUUGUAUGGAUAGCCGCUAUCGUCUUUGCAAGCUUGCCUCUGUUGGGUGUAAAAACGCUGAAAUACCACAAGUGGUUUCAAUGUACCAUGCCUUUUCAUAAGGGUAAGGUUAUCCUAGAGACAUCAAACGUCACCUUGAGCAUUUCUGGUUUAUUCGUGUUCCUUUAUUUAAUUAGCCUGGGACUGUACGUUUUGAUCUUCUGCUAUGCAAGGAAAUCCAGUGUACAGUUCGGAAUUAAACGCGAAGCGAGGCUAGCGAGAAAAAUCGCAGUGCUGGUGUCAUCUAAUUUUAUCUUGUUUACUCUGCCUACUGUUCUUUUACUGGUCUACGUAUACUCAUUCUUGGACGUUCUGCAUAUGGCUAAGUCAUUCUCGAGCGUGCGCUCUUUGUUUAUUGUUGGUGGUUGGCUUCCUGUCACGUGCUUUAACCUGAACUCGCUGGUGAAUCCGUUUCUUUACCCAUUCAGACACAGUCGUUUCAAGAAGGAAAUACGCUCGCUUCACUCUAGAUUACGAAGUAGCGUCACCCAUACGUUUUACCCAGUGGUGGUAACCGCACAUCAACUGAGCUUGCGAACGUCUGCUCUCAGCCAACAGAUACGUCAUCAGUUCCAUUCCUUCACGACUCGCAGGGAAGAGAACUCGGUACAAGUUGAGUUUGAGCUUGGGUUGCAAGAAGGACGAAAAGACUCAGUUUGAGACCCUUACUAUUCGUGGUUACAAAACAUUCGCAAAAUAUCUAACCAGGCAAUACUAGGCAAAAAAAGUCCAAGUUUGGAAAAUCACAGGAGAAAAAGUUUUCAAAAAGUAGAUCACUUUAACAGGAGCAGCAAAUUUCCAUACUCUGGCUCAUCGGUAAUCAACGCGGUUGAAAUUGACCCGCGCCUCUCAAGGAAAAGGAUGCGUAACUUUAGUAAAAAAUCGAGUUAAUGCAGUCUGGUUUGUAAGUGUCGAAAUACAUGAUCAACACUUAGUGUAAACUCCACUUUAAGUUACUUUAAGUUCGCUGGGUUUCUCAGGCAAGUCGAUUUAAGCUUUGCUUUUUGUAUAAAAACACACAAAAACCUUACAAAACGGGUCGACGUUGGUGGAAGGAAGUCGUGGGGACAGAAGACACAACCAGGCAAGUGGGGAAUAAGCGCUAAUCGCUAAUUUAAUAAGUAGUGAAGAACGUUCUUUGGUUAAAAAGAUUAAAACAUAAGCUUUCCGCUUUCAGUCUAUAGCCUUUAAAGAAUGAAGAUGUUGGCGCGCGAAUCGAGCUGUUUUAAUCAUUUUAACCACUGAACGUUUUUCAGUACUGUUUUAAUUUGUCCUACCCUGGUUACAGCUCUAUGUUUACUCGCCAAUCAUUAAGUUACUCAUCACAAUUAUAGACUGUACAGUCUGACAGCAGAGUGAUAAAACAGCUUGAGUAAUCUGUGUACAUAAGGAAACGAUGAACAACCAAAUAUUCGACGGUCUUCUUUGGUUGUCUUCAGAGAAUGGCUCUGCAAGAAUAACAGAAUUCAAAUAUUAAGACGCUAUUGUUUAAGACGCUAUUGUUUGCUGUCCGCUAGGGAGGAGAUCAGAGAUCAGGCAUACAACCUUACGAAAGGUGCUAUUUUGUUAACAGGUUUUUUUUUUCUCGGAAUGAAUGCAGCGACUAUAAGAUAACCUUUUUUAUUUUUUUUCCUUAAGCAUCUGAGCGGGCCGGAAUCCUAAAUCCUCGAAUUUGAUUGGCUAAUUAUACGCACGUGACCGGUCCAGCUUUUUACGAUACGGCCCACGGGCCGAAUUUUUUUGCCGCUGCCUAAAAUUUCGCACCUUAAAGUUAGUGGUAAUCGUCAAUCUUUUGCCUUUUUUACACAUCCAUCGACGAUUAGUCAACGCAAGUUUAUCUCU